Molecule: messenger RNA, 492 nt
Organism: Anastrepha obliqua
Lineage: Eukaryota; Metazoa; Arthropoda; Insecta; Diptera; Tephritidae
Product: acanthoscurrin-2-like
Exons: 1
Coding region: 1-492 (163 amino acids)
Source: RefSeq, a predicted model, not a curated record
AUGCGCGCUUUCGUCAUUGUUUUGCUGUUGAGCUUGAUAGCCUUUGCCGUGGCGGGUAGAUUGGGCGGCGGUGGCGGCGGAGGAGGCUGGCAAGGCGGAGGUGGCAAAGGUGGUAGCGGCGGAGGAUAUGGCGGUGGCGGAUAUAGUGGAGGAGGUGGCAAAGGAGGUGGUGGCGGUGGAUAUGGAGGUGGCGGCAAAGGAGGUGGCGGUGGAUAUGGGGGUGGUAGCAGCGGCUAUGGAGGUGGUAGCAAAGGAGGUGGAUAUGGUGGUGGUAGCAGCGGCUAUGGAGGCGGUGGCAAAGGAGGUGGAGGCGGUGGAUAUGGAGGUGGCGGCAAAGGAGGUGGUGGCGGUGGAUAUAGUGGUGGUAGCAGCGGCUAUGGAGGUGGUGGCAAAGGAGGUGGAGGCGGUGGAUAUGGGGGUGGUGGCAAAGGUGGUGGCGGUUAUGGCGGUGGUGGAUAUGGCGGCGGCGGCGGUGGCGGCAAAAAGUGGUAA